CUUGGCGGAUGAAUGAGUAGUCAGCAGAGGCUGCUGCAGGAAGGAACGGAGUGACUGUCAAUCCGUGCCCAUCUCUCGCCCCGCUGCAAUGGAGCGGUCAGCUGUUUUCUUCCUUUGCUUCGUGGCAGCCAUCGCUGCCUCCUCCAGGGCGCAGGACUUGGUGAAUGAGGAUGUCAAGCGCACCGUGGACCUCAGCAGCCAUUUAGCUAAAGUGACGGCGGAGGUUACUAUUUCCAACCCGGGACCGGGCGCCGUUCAUUCCUUUCUGGUGGCUCUGGAGCCCGAGCUGGGCAGCCAUCUGGCCUACCUGGGGGUGAAAGGGGAGGAUCAAGAAGAAGGAACCCUUGAAAUACAAGAAACAAAAGUAAAAGGCAAAAGUGGUUUACAAUACAUGGUGCAUUUUGGAUCCUCACUUGCCCCUGGAGCCAAAACCAAAGUGACCGUCGAGACAGUCUUUACACAUGUGCUUCAGCCCUAUCCCACCCAGAUCACACAGGCUGAGAAGCAGUUUGUCACUUUUGAAGGCAGCCAUUAUUUCUAUUCACCUUACCCAACCAAGUCCCAGACAACACGUGUCAAGCUCGCCUCGAGGAAUGUUGAGACUUACACCAAGCUUGGGAACCCUACCAGAUCCGAGGACCUCAUAGAAUACGGUCCAUUUAAGGAUAUUGCAGCUUGGAGCCAGGAUCCCUUAAAAGUUCACUAUGAGAACAACAGCCCCUUCCUAACAAUUACUAGCAUGACCCGUUUGAUUGAGGUCUCUCACUGGGGUAACAUUGCUGUGGAAGAGACGGUUGACUUGAAACACACCGGUGCCUAUCUGAAAGGGCCCUUCUCAAGAUAUGAUUACCAGCGCCAGACAGACAGUGGCAUUUCAUCGGUCAAAUCAUUUAAGACCAUCCUUCCUGCUUCCGCCCAAGAUGUUUAUUACAGGGAUGAGAUCGGCAACAUUUCUACAAGCCACUUGUUGAUCCUUGACGACUCUGUGGAGAUGGAAAUCCGGCCCAGGUUCCCACUUUUUGGUGGAUGGAAAACCCAUUAUAUGAUUGGAUAUAACCUGCCAAGUUAUGAGUAUCUUUACAAUCUUGGUGACCAGUAUGCCCUGAAGAUGAGGUUUAUUGAUCAUGUGUUUGAUGACCAAGUUGUGGAUUCAUUAACUGUUAAAAUAAUCCUGCCAGAAGGUGCCAAAAACCUCCAGGUGGAUAACCCCUAUGAUAUAAACCGUGCCCCUGAUGAGCUGCACUACACUUAUCUGGACACAUUUGGCAGAACAGUCAUUAUUGCUCAUAAGAACAAUCUGGUUGAGCAGCAUAUACAGGACAUUGUGGUCCAUUACUCCUUCAACAAGAUCUUAAUGCUGCAGGAGCCACUCCUGGUUGUGGGAGCAUUCUACAUAUUGUUCUUCACUGUUAUUCUCUACGUGAGGCUAGAUUUCUCCAUCACUAAGGAUCCAGCUGCAGAAGCCAAGAUGAAAGCUGCCUGCAUCACUGAACAAAUUCUUACUCUGGUAAACAAGCGACUUGGACUGUACCGUCACUUUGAUGAGGCUGUCAACAAGUAUAAGCUGUCUCGGGAUAUCUCCACUUUAAACAGCGGCAAGAAAACGCUGGAGACGGAACACAAGAAUCUGACCAAUGAAAUUGCUUCGCUACAGUCCAAACUUAAAGCUGAAGGCUCUGAUCUGUGUGAUAAAGUAGCAGAGAUUCAGAAGCUGGACGCCCAGGUGAAGGAGAUUGUGUUAAAAUCUUCCUCCGACGCCGAACGUCUCGUUUCUGGGAAAUUGAAGAAGGAAAGUUACAUUGAGAAUGAGAAGCAGCACUCGAGCCGGAGGCAGGAGCUGGUCAAUAAAAUAGACAACAUUCUUGUUGGCUUGUAACUGUUUAAUAUCAAUUAGAAGUUUUUGAGAUUAUGGCACAACUGUGUGUUUUGCACGCUGAGCCAAACCAAUGCUCUUAUUCUCUUUUUUUUUUUAUUUGAUGGUUACAGUCUGUCCUCCCUGAGGAUCAUUGGGCCUUGCUGAACUGGUUCUGACUAUACGUGUAACAUCACAUUUUAGUCCAGACGAUCUCUAGCUGUUGCAGAAUGGAGGCUAUCAUCAUUUUGCAACAGCUGGAGACCUUGGGUUUUCAAUAGUUAUAGUGGUUCUGGUUCAAUGCUGUUUGUUGGUACCACGAAGGCAGCACUGGUUCUUAACACCAGGUUCUUAACACCAGGUUCAUCAGAAUAAACAACCAGAAUAGUCUCUGCAUUACGGUGGUCACACCAGCUGUCGGCAUAUACUGAAUUCCAGGGUUCAAAAGCCCCAAAUUGGCAGUUGGUGGUCUCUAACAGAUUGUCAGUAGAAGGGACAAAAAAAAAUCAGAUUAAAAUCAGUUUGUGCCUAAAACAAAAUUCUUUCAGAAAUGAAAAUCUAUUUUUUUUUUUUUUUGUGUUUGGUAAGGGGGAAUUAACAGGUAUAUGUUGGAAACAUUGAAAGCCACUUUAAAUUUCGUUUGAAUCACACGCAGCAUGUCCCUCGCAACAUGUUUUGUAUACAAAAGCUUAGAGGCAAGGCGUUUUCUUUCUUUUGAAGUUCAUUCUACUGCCAUGUUUUUACAUUUGUAAAUGUGUAUGCCUAUCUAGAAAAUGGAUUCUCUGUUCCUUACACAUGUACGAUGCCAUGUCCACUUUCUUAUAUAACUUGUGUGGCCAGAGAAUAGUAAAGAAAAACAAAAAGGGACUGCUAA
Xenopus laevis (African clawed frog) is the source of this 2726-nucleotide messenger RNA. RefSeq names its product ribophorin I L homeolog (gene rpn1.L). The record is from RefSeq and is marked provisional. Gene Ontology annotation, cellular component: endoplasmic reticulum membrane; oligosaccharyltransferase complex; membrane. Lineage: Eukaryota; Metazoa; Chordata; Amphibia; Anura; Pipidae. Gene Ontology annotation, biological process: glycoprotein biosynthetic process.